This is a messenger RNA of Esox lucius (northern pike), 2187 nucleotides long. Its product is annotated as protein kinase C and casein kinase substrate in neurons protein 3. The record is from RefSeq and is a predicted model, not a curated record. Gene Ontology annotation, cellular component: endosome; cytoplasm; plasma membrane. Lineage: Eukaryota; Metazoa; Chordata; Actinopteri; Esociformes; Esocidae. The transcript is spliced from 10 exons. Bases 438 to 1613 code for a protein of 391 amino acids. Gene Ontology annotation, molecular function: protein binding; phospholipid binding. Gene Ontology annotation, biological process: regulation of endocytosis; plasma membrane tubulation; cytoskeleton organization.
GGGGGAGGUAAAGAGAAAAAGUGGUAGAGAUAGCAGGGUAGAGAGAGAGAGGUACAGAGAGCAUUAGUGGGAGGUUGGUGUCCAGUGGUGAGAUACAGAGAGACAGAGAAUACUGUAAGUUUCCUGCAGCUGUUUCAAAGAAACAGGGAACAGAGAAAGUGGGUGAGGGAGGAGAGAGGGAAAAAGACAGUCAACUCUGACUGACAGUAAGCCAAAGAAAGGGGAAAAGACGGAGCAAAAGCCCUGGCAAAGGGAGUGGAAAAGAAAAGAGAGGACUACGAAACAAACUGAGCAGGCUAAGAAGUGACACAGGGGUGGAGUGAUAAAGAAGAGACAGAAAGGCAGUGAACCAGGUUGUAAAGAAACAUAACCCAGAAAAAUAAGAGCCUUAAGUCACUGAGGACACCAGUAACAGAGGACAAGUGAGAGCAGCCACCAUGACCACACUUCCUCUUGAGGACACCCCUGAAGAUGUCAACAAGCAGAGCUUCUGGAUGCCUGGGAACUACCACAGAACAGUAAAGCGCACAGAGGAUGCCUUCCAGGCGUGCAACGACAUUGUGGCAUGCUUCCAGGAGAGGGCUCGCGUGGAGAGGCUAUACGCUCAGCAGCUGAGCGAGUGGAGCAACAAGUGGAAGCCCCUGGUGGACUCCAGCCCGCUGUACGGAUCCCUUCUACAGGCGUGGCAGUGUUUCCUCUCCUCAGCCGAUCGCCUCUCUGCCCUUCACUCGUCCGUGUGCCGUUCCCUGGUUUCAGAGGACGGCGACCGGGUCAGGACCUGGCAGAAGGAGACCUUCCAUAAAAAGCUCUUUGGAGGUUUUAAGGAGUCCCAGGACUUCGACACAGGCUUCUCACGUGCUCAGAAGCCUUGGGCCAAACGUCUGAAGAAGCUGGACAAAGCCAGGAGUGCGUUCCAUAAAAUGCAGCGUAAGGAGCAGAUAAUCCGGGACCGGGAGACCCACGCCAAGGGAAACCCUGACAUUUCUAUUGAGAAACAGAAGAAGAUCCAGGAGGAGAGAGAACUUGCUCAGCAGGAGACAGAGAAAGUCCGAGCCCGCUAUGAGAAGGUUCUGGAAGAGGUGACCCGCUAUGCACCCCGCUACAUGGAGGAGAUGGAGUCUAUUUUUGACCAAUCACAAGAGGAGGAGAGGAAGAGGAUCAGCUUCCUGAAACAGGCUUUUCUGUCCAUCCACAGACACCUGGAUGUCACCAACAAUGAGAGUGUGAAAGCUGUGUAUAAUGAGCUCCACAAUACACUCAUGGCCAUUAAUGAACAGGACGACCUGCGCUGGUGGAAGAACACCCACGGACCAGGCAUGCCCACUGACUGGCCUCAGUUCCAGGAUUGGACACCAGAAAAGAAAAGCAAAAAGGUGAAGAAACAUAAAGAGGUAGAGGCACUACAAAGCACAAUAGAGAGAAGUGUAAUGAUUGGAGGUGUUCGGGUCAGAGCUCUCUAUGACUAUGACGGACAGGAGACAGAUGAGCUCUCAUUUAAAGCAGGUGAGGAAUUCCUGAAGAUUGAGGAUGAGGACGAUCAGGGUUGGUGCCGAGGGAUGAAGGAUGGAGGGAGGGAGGGACUCUACCCAGCCAACUAUGUGCAGGCGCUGUAGUCACACCAUUAGAAACACAAGAGAAGUCAAAUGAAAGUCGCUUGUUUUCGUCAUUAAGAGCUGAAAUGGUGAUAAGCUGAUGUUUAGCGUGGCCCGUUCCUUGGUAAAACACGUUGGCACCGUGGCCUACUUGACAGUCCGAGUAGCCGUGUAACAGAAUUGAAACACAGUGUAGCUUUUGUCCAAAGAUAUGACUUAGAAUUAGGAGGUAUAAGGAUCUGAUUCCUCGAAAUUGUAAUUUAGCAGACCGAACAGAACACUUCAAAUAUCCAGGUUUUUUAAUCGUGUAAAGAUUUUGGAAAAUGUCUAAUAUAUUUACAUGAAACAGCUGAAUGACAGCUAUAUGAUGCAUGAUGCCUUUAUGUACAAUUUGAGUGAUGCAAUGCUUGUUUCUAUGUGUUUGCUACAUUCACGGUAUAUAUCCUCAUCAUAUGUUGGCUAUUGUUUUGUAGUGGAACUGCAAUUCUCCUGCUUUAGCUUCAGUGAAAGACAGUAUCAUGUGUAUGUACACGUGUAUAAACAGUGGGGAGAACAAGUAUUUGAUACACUGCCGAUUUAGCAGGUUUUCCCACUU